Lathyrus oleraceus (garden pea) is the source of this 594-nucleotide messenger RNA. Its product is annotated as B3 domain-containing protein At2g24670-like. The record is from RefSeq and is a predicted model, not a curated record. NCBI's taxonomy places the organism in Eukaryota, Viridiplantae, Streptophyta, Magnoliopsida, Fabales, Fabaceae. The coding region runs from base 1 to 594 and encodes 197 amino acids. The transcript has a single exon. Gene Ontology annotation, molecular function: DNA binding.
AUGAAAUCAAAGCCCGCAAUUAGGAGGAAAUCAAUCAUUCGUAAGGAAAAAACUCCUCUAUCACCACCACCAGAAUUGCCUAAUCAUGUUAAUAACAUGAUCUCAGUGUUGAAUGGUAAUGAUAUUAAAUAUAUCAUGUGUAAGACAUUGUUUAUGUCUGAUCUCAGCUAUAACAACAAUCGUCUUUCAAUGCCAAUUACACAAAUUAGAUCUAAUUUUCUCACAGAAAUAGAAAAGACAAUCUUAGAAACAAGGGAUCAAGAAGGAAAGCCGGUCGGUUUAAAAGUGAUUGUGUUAGAUCCUUAUUUUAACGAAUUCCCAUUAUCUUUGAAGAAGUGGAAUAUGAGCACUACUAGUGUUUACAAUCUUGUUCAGGAUUGGUCACCUGUAUUAUUGGAGAAUAAUUUUAAAGAGAAUCAAAAACUUGAUAUUUGGUCAUUUAGGGUCAACGAUAACUUGUACUUUUUACUCGACACUAAGAUGCAAGAAAUUGAAAAAAGUGGAGAAAAGUUGAAGAAUUCAAUUGAUAUCAAAAAUGAAAGAUCGAAGAAAUCAAAGGACGAGAAUUGUGAACUUCAACCAGAAAGAGUUUGA